Molecule: messenger RNA, 162 nt
Organism: Gaeumannomyces tritici R3-111a-1
Lineage: Eukaryota; Fungi; Ascomycota; Sordariomycetes; Magnaporthales; Magnaporthaceae
Exons: 2
Coding region: 1-162 (53 amino acids)
Source: RefSeq, a predicted model, not a curated record
AUGGAGGAGGCCCCCCCUCCCUUGUGCAUGUAUGUUUACAACAACACCUCAGCAACCAACCGAGAUAGACACCUACCUAAUAGGUAUAAUACACACACCCACCACAUGCGCGUCCGGGCACGCACAUCUGCAAAGCACCACGCGGCAGAGGACAAACUCUAA